Messenger RNA from Histoplasma capsulatum G186AR, 1407 nucleotides. RefSeq names its product oxysterol-binding protein. The coding region runs from base 67 to 1407 and encodes 446 amino acids. Gene Ontology annotation, cellular component: intracellular membrane-bounded organelle; membrane; cytosol. The record is from RefSeq and is a predicted model, not a curated record. The transcript is spliced from 4 exons. Gene Ontology annotation, biological process: endocytosis; exocytosis; piecemeal microautophagy of the nucleus. NCBI's taxonomy places the organism in Eukaryota, Fungi, Ascomycota, Eurotiomycetes, Onygenales, Ajellomycetaceae. Gene Ontology annotation, molecular function: oxysterol binding.
CUCAUUCGGCUUCUGCUCUCAUUUGGCUAUCUUGGUUUUGUGCUUGUCGAACCUUAUUCCUAGACAAUGUCUAGCCCAAAAGAUGAGGGGUCGGGUGUCCCCGCUGGCAGUCGGGGUUCCUGGUCGUCGUUCUUGAAGUCAAUCGCCUCUUUUAACGGCGAUCUCUCCUCCCUAACCGCUCCGCCCUUCAUCCUCUCCGCCACCUCCCUCGUCGAAUACUCCGCUUACUGGGCCGAGCAUCCAAAGAUCUUUGUUGCACCAGCCAAAGAGCCCGAUCCCGAGAAGCGUGCCCUCCUUGUGUUAAAAUGGUUCCUUAGUACGCUCCAUCAGCAAUAUUGCAGCCGCAGCGAGAAGUUGGGCAGCGAGAAGAAGCCGCUAAAUCCGUUCUUGGGUGAGCUGUUUCUGGGGAAGUGGGAGGAUGAUGGCGACGUUGGAGAAACACGGCUUGUUAGCGAGCAAGUAAGCCAUCAUCCACCUGUAACGGCUUAUGCAAUCGAGAAUGAGAAGCAUGGUGUGCAGCUACAAGGAUAUAACGCCCAAAAAGCUUCGUUCUCGAGUACAAUAAACGUCAAACAAAUCGGACAUGCUAUAUACUCCCUCACUCCGCUACCUACCACAGCCAACCCAUCCCCAGAACGGGAAACAUACCUCAUAACCCUCCCGUCACUGCACAUCGAAUCCCUAAUUUACGGAACCCCCUUCGUCGAGCUCAACCGCCACACCCAGAUCGUUAGUUCCACCGGUUACGUUGCCAAGAUCGAAUACUCCGGCAAAGGGUGGGUGAGCGGGAAGAAGAACUCCUUCACCGCCAUCCUAUACCAUGAGAGCGAAGGAGAAAAGAAACCCCUCUACACAGCUGAAGGCCAAUGGUCCAACACCUUCGUCAUCAAAACCGCCAAAGGCAAAAAGCAAGAAAUCAUAGAAAAUUACUGUGCCAGGACGGAGAAGACGACCCCACUCACCCUCGCCCCGCUAGAGGAACAAGAUCUGUACGAAUCACGAAGGGCAUGGAAGGACGUUGCAGCCGCCAUCGGCCGCGGUGACAUGGACGCCACCUCUGUUGCCAAAUCGAAGAUCGAAGUCGCCCAGCGCCAGCUGCGCAAGUUGGAGCGCGAAGAGGGCCGCGAGUGGGAAAGGCGGUUCUUCAAGCGCGUGGAGUCCGGCGAAGAUGAUCAGGUGUUUCUCAAAUUGGCGGAGAAGCUGGGCUGGGUGGAUUCCAAUGGCAAUGGCGGUCUGGAGUCCGAUAAAACAGGCGGUGUGUGGAGAUUUUUGCCUGAGGCAGCUAAGAAUGCGGUUCCGCCCUAUCAUAAAGAUGGGGCCCGCGGUCUGGGGUUAGUGGCCGGCGAUAACUCAUCUGUAGUGGUUGAACAGGCUACGGAAUCAACGGAGGUUGCGGAAAGCAGUUGA